AGGCGCGAUGGUUCUCUGAUGUCGCGCGGGCGGAGGCGCGCGGGGCGCGCGGAGGAGGCCCCGGGCCGCAGGGCGGCGCCAUGGCUGGCCGCGCUCCUCCUGAGCGCCGGGAGCGCCCGGUGCCCCGCCCGCGGGGGUGCCGCCCGCGCCUGGCAGCGCCCCCCGCUCCCGGGGGUCACCGCCUGGCGCCUGCCCGGGCGCCGUCGCCGGCGCCGCUUCUUCGGCCGAGGGCCCCGGGCCGAAGGCCGGCGGCGCGGAGGGCCCGGGGCGGCCAGGAGCAGCAGCGAGAGGAGUUGUGGUGGCCCGGCGAGGUCGGCGAGGGCGACGAGGGGCACCCGAGUCGCAUGGAGUGCCCCGAGUGCGGUGCGCACAUGGACCUGGUGCGGCGCGGGGCGGCCGGGCGCGGCGCGGGGGGGUGGUUCUACGCCUGCUCCCGCCGCGACGACGAGCGCCGCCCCUGCACGGCCUGCAGGAAGCCGGUGAAUAGGACCGCGGCCAGAGAGCGCUCGAGGCAGAAGGUGCCCCGCAUCAUCCUCCGCAACUACCAGGUGGGCGCCGUGGAGACCAUCAGGCGGUCCUUCCAGGGAGGUCAGGACAGGGUCGUGGUGUCCUUGGCCACGGGGGCCGGCAAGACGUCCGUGGCCAAUGGCUACCUCGACAAGCACGAGUCGGAAGCUGUGGUCUUGUGGACGGCACCCGGCCGCGAGCUCCUCGAGCAGGCGGAGAUGAACUCGCGGGGGUUCCGGCCCGAUCGCGGUCGUCGGUAUCGCGUCGGACUGGGGGACGUCAUGCCAGACAUCCCCGAGCUACCCAGGCAGAUCUGUCGCUCUGGCGGCGCGGUGGUCUACGCGACGGAGCAGGCUAUCUUCAGAAGGCUGAAGAGUCCUGCAAAAGGCAUGUCCGGUCCCGAAGAGGCCGAAGGUCUCCAGAUGCCAGGCCGCAUCCCUGACCUCAUCGUCGUGGAUGAGUGCCACUGGGCGGGUCUUACCAAAAUCGGCAUGUGCAUUCUAAAGUGGGCCAGGUACCACGGAAUUCGGGUCCUGGGUCUCACCGCCACGCCGCUCCCGGCGGCGCCUCUUCCAGUUGUUCACGUGCUCCCUUUGGUGCAACUCGCGAAGCUGGGCGUUCUCGCUUGGCCCAGACUCUGGCGAGUCGAGCGGCUUCCCGACUUACCGCUGUGCGUAACGAGCGUGUUCGACAUGCGGAAUCACCAGGAGGAGCUGCCCCUUGAGCUGCCUCCUGCCGACAUGGCCAUCGAUCUGACAGAGGUUGUCGACGUGUACGAGGGUGACGCGGAGAGGUGGGGCAAGACCUUGAUCAAGGUUGCCUCGAUCGAGGAUGCCGAUGACCUGGUGCGACUGUGCCGGCAACGAAAUCUCCGCGCCGCGACAGUCAACGCCAGAACGCCUCUUGCAAGCAGGCAAGGUAUCUGAGGAUUUCAGAGGCGGCGCGCUGGAAAUUUUAGUGGUCAUCGGGAUCGGCAACUUGGGCCUCGAUUUGCCGGCGCUGAGGACGAUCUUCCUCACCCACGCGAUGGGGUCGCCCAACGCGUACAUCCAGCUGCUCGGCCGGGGCGCGCGGAAAUUCGACGUCGACUAUUUCAACGUGGUGGAGUUCCAUCCACGCCUGGCGAGGACCUAGGAAGAAAGCACGGGGACCAUGACCAAGAUGUCGCGGGAUCUUGUCGAUGACGAGCUUGGUCAUGGUCUAUGGCGGCCGUCGCCGAGUCGCGAGGACGAUCCAAGAAAUGACGCUGACAAAGAACGACGGUGACCAAGACCGACACGACAUCUCCGCGUUCUGCCCCUCCAGAGGAUGAGGGGCGAGCUCUGGCGCGCACCCGUUGUCCAGGCGGACGGCGACGGUCUCGCGCUGGAGGACAGGGGCGGCACCGUCACGGCAGCGAACGUAGACGGGCGAGAUGUUUCGGGGCAUGCGGGCGGCGUCGCGAGCCUCGCCUGUCAAUUCGCGGGCGCCGUCGGGUAGCGGGCGCCCUCGCGAGGCCGAAUCCCGACCUCCACCCCAGGGCGUCGGGAAGAGGAGAUCGGGGUCGCGCCGGGUUCGUUUUGUCUGCUUACUCUUCUGGCCUCCUAUACACCAUUCCGAAGCCCAUUCCUGCCCCGCGUUGCUUCGCAGCCUCGUCCUGCUGGACGCAGGCGGCCUGGGGGCCCGCAUGCCGCGCUCGGUGGGGCCGAGCGUGCAUGCCGCCAGAGCUCGGACGGCCGGGCCGUGCCAUCCCUCCAAAAGCACCCCCUCCCUGCCUGAGUUCGAAGGCGGCUGUCUCCCGUUUCCCUCCCUCGCCUCGCCUCUUCUCGGCCUGCCUUCGUUUCUUA
Molecule: messenger RNA, 2333 nt
Organism: Prorocentrum cordatum
Lineage: Eukaryota; Dinophyceae; Prorocentrales; Prorocentraceae
Source: the annotation of a GenBank genome assembly